Gasterosteus aculeatus aculeatus (three-spined stickleback) is the source of this 1231-nucleotide messenger RNA. The record is from RefSeq and is a predicted model, not a curated record. Lineage: Eukaryota; Metazoa; Chordata; Actinopteri; Perciformes; Gasterosteidae.
CUUAUCUUCUGAGCUCGCUUUUCACGCCACUCAAAAUCAGCUCUGCCACAUCAUAAACAGGAUAAGGUCUAUUCUGUUUGUUUGUCCACAUUGAGGUAAAGUUAUCCAACUGUCCAGCAGAGCUUCCUACUGAAGGGUGGUUCUCAAUUACCUAAUUAGCCGGCCUCCCUUACAGGUGUGACUGCUUAGUAGAAUCUGCUGCAGGUUCUCUUAAAUGUCUAAAAUAAGAUUUGAGCGCUGGCUCGUAUGAAUCCUAAGUUACACAGCUAUUUUCUGAGAAUCAAACUUCGGGAAUCUUAAGAGUUCACAUGCUUGACUUUUCUCCAUAGCAAGUGUCUCUCAUUUAUUCAGUGUCAUUGUUGAAGUACAGUUUAAAAAAAAAAUGUGGGAAACUAAAACCAAAGCUGAAGAAACAAGGAUUUCAAACCGUUUGGCUCGUGACCGGAUUCAGUAAUGUGGCCUGAACGCAGCCUUGUUGACAAUAAAGGAACGAAAUGCGUCCAUAUGGCCUAAGGCGGAGUAUUCGAUGUCCAAAGAAAUACGGGGAGACUAUUAAAGAGAGGAAAUGCGCGUUGGCCCCGAGUUACGAUCUGGACCUUUUGUGCGAGCCGAGUGAGGCGGACCCCCAGAAACCCCUGGAUGAACGGUACAAAAGGAAUGCUGCCAUUCUUCCGGAUUUCAAACAGCCCCACAGCGACGGGGGCCUCGCUGCUGAAGAAAAGGCGGCGAGCAGCUCGUCAAUUAGCCAGCCGGAACCUCUGCUGAUUCACGGCUUCACGGUGCCGGAGUACCAGCAGACGUACCACACUGUGGUGGACCCCCUGCUCCUGACGCCUUGCGGGAAGCUGGCAGCCUACAGCCUGGAGCUGGGCAGAAACAUUAAGGAGCAUCUGUUUGAAGAGCUGGCCUACCCUACGCUGCAGAUCUCGGAGCAGCCAAAUGGAAAGGUGGAGCUGAUGGAGAGGUUUUGUGUGCUCCGCCCGACACCUUUCAUUGCCAUAGAAUGUAAUGGGAAACCACAAUCAUUUUCUCCCGCCAGCUUUCUAUAACCUGGCACUAUUUAUUAUUUAUGUCUCUCGACGGUUUGCUUUUUACUUAAUGUAAUGUAGCAGCUGGAUUUAUAUUUCAAAUGUUUGUUAAAAAAAGUUAAAUGGAAAAUAUUUCACAUUGGUGGAAAAAGCUCCUUUAUGAACAAUUAAAAUGAAAACAGAAUUAUGCGAGACCUACAAAG